This is a messenger RNA of Pochonia chlamydosporia 170, 1218 nucleotides long. RefSeq names its product Galactosyl transferase. The transcript has 3 exons. Gene Ontology annotation, cellular component: Golgi membrane. Gene Ontology annotation, biological process: protein N-linked glycosylation. Lineage: Eukaryota; Fungi; Ascomycota; Sordariomycetes; Hypocreales; Clavicipitaceae. The record is from RefSeq and is a predicted model, not a curated record. Bases 1 to 1218 code for a protein of 405 amino acids. Gene Ontology annotation, molecular function: glycosyltransferase activity.
AUGUUGGGCAAUUCUGUGCGCUCGACCAAGGGGAUGGCCAUCCUGGUCGGGUCCAUCUUCUUCGUCGCGGCAUUCGUCGGUCUAGUUUUUAACCAUCUCGACUCUUGGGAUCUUCCAGCCAGACCAAAGACGCAACAUUCUCAACCGACUGCACCGACCACUGUCGAUGACACCGGGGCUACGACGACGACGAAACCACCGUCAAGUGCCAAAAAGCCAACAGCCUCCAACGACGAUGAGCUUCGAAACUUCUUCCUCAAGCAAAUGUACAAACCCGCUCUUAAGCCGGAUCAGGCAGUCUUCAAACCCUAUAAUGCUUUUGAGUGGAAACUGUCCGAAAAGGCGCAUUGGCAGCAACCCAUGAGGGAGAAUCUCUGCAUCAUUGACCUCGACAACCGGCCUUUCAAUGAAACUGGUCAAGUGUUUGGGCCAAAUAUCAUGGACUUUGACAGCCCCACGGGUGUGCAUGGCUUGUCUCUUGGCAUUCUGAAUCAUUACGUAUAUGCUCGCAUCCACGGAUAUAAGUACUACUAUAUUAACACCGUCGACCCGGGUGACCGCCGAGCCUCUUGGAAGAAACCUCCUGUUAUUUCUAAAAUUCUUAAAGAGCACGACGUUUGCAUCUACCUUGACUCAGACGCCAUCUUCCACCACCUCGAUCUUCCCUUCGAAUGGCUCUUGAAUUACUGGAAACUUUACCCCGACAACAACUCUAUGGCUCUUGCCAUUGACCCCGAUUCUGAUUGGAACAAGGAUAAAUACGGCAAGUUAUAUCUCAACACGGGCUUCAUCAUUUCACAAAACAACCCAACGACAUAUAAGAUUAUGGAUGCCUGGAACAAAUGUCCUGAUGACGACGGACCGUAUCCUGAGUGCAAGGAGUUCCGGAAGAAUUCUCCUGGCCGCCCGACAGACCAGGGCGGGUUUGGUACUUUUGUCCGCUACAACUUCACUGAACACAUUCGGGAAUUAGCCUGCACAGAAGCAAACGGUUUUCCUCAAACCGAAUCCGGUUGCAAUGGCGUAUUUGUCCGCCAUUUGUGGACAGGAAAAGAUGACCAAAUCAAAAUCGAUGUCGGCACACAGAUGCCUGGCCCGUACGUGAAGCUCUUCCACGAGCAAUAUUUGAGGGAGAAGCCGACUUUCUACAUUGAAGAGAAAGAUUUGCUUAGUCUUGGCCCGUCGGCAGCAUUGAAGGGCAAGACGGCCGCACAAUGA